Diceros bicornis minor is the source of this 2816-nucleotide messenger RNA. It is a transcript of the gene HTR5A, whose product is annotated as 5-hydroxytryptamine receptor 5A. Lineage: Eukaryota; Metazoa; Chordata; Mammalia; Perissodactyla; Rhinocerotidae. Gene Ontology annotation, biological process: chemical synaptic transmission; G protein-coupled receptor signaling pathway, coupled to cyclic nucleotide second messenger. Gene Ontology annotation, cellular component: dendrite; plasma membrane. The coding region runs from base 12 to 1250 and encodes 412 amino acids. The transcript has 2 exons. The record is from RefSeq and is a predicted model, not a curated record. Gene Ontology annotation, molecular function: G protein-coupled serotonin receptor activity; neurotransmitter receptor activity.
AUCUCCCACGGAUGCUCACUGGCAGGAGGUUGGGGCCAGGUUCACAGGCACUCCCCAGAAACCCCUCCACUGGCCAGAGGCUGCAAACAUCCGGAGUGGCUCUGGGCGCAGCGGCCACGCUAGGUCCUUCUGAACGCCCCCUCGGCGCGCAGCCUGGUCCGGUCUCCUUACCAGAGAUGGAUUCACCUGUGAACCUCACCUACUCUUCCCUCUCCACACCCGCCCCUUUGGAGUCCAACCGCAGCCUCGGCACAGAAGACCCGCGCCCCAGCCCUCCCCUCCUCUCCGUCUUCGGCGUGCUCAUUCUGACCUUGCUGGGCUUUCUGGUAGCAGCGACGUUCGCCUGGAACCUGCUGGUGCUGGCGACCAUUCUCCGUGUGCGCACCUUCCACCGCGUUCCGCACAACCUGGUGGCGUCCAUGGCCAUCUCGGACGUGCUGGUGGCCGCUCUGGUCAUGCCACUGAGCCUGGUGCAUGAGCUGUCGGGGCGCCGCUGGCAGCUGGGCCGGCGGCUGUGCCAACUGUGGAUCGCCUGCGACGUGCUCUGCUGCACGGCCAGCAUCUGGAACGUGACGGCCAUCGCGCUGGACCGCUACUGGUCCAUCACCCGCCACCUGGAAUACACGCUGCACACCCGCAAGCGCGUCUCCAACGCGAUGAUCGCGCUCACCUGGGCUCUCUCCGCGGUCAUCUCUCUAACCCCGCUGCUCUUCGGCUGGGGGGAGACCUAUUCUGAGGGCAGCGAGGAGUGCCAGGUGAGCCGCGAGCCCUCCUACACAGUGUUCUCCACCGUGGGCGCCUUCUACCUGCCACUCUGCGUGGUGCUCUUCGUGUACUGGAAGAUCUACAAGGCCGCCAAGUUCCGCGUGGGCUCCAGGAAGACCAACAGCGUCUCACCCUUAUCCGAAGCUGUGGAGGUGAAGCCCUCUGAUCAGCAGCCCCAGAUGGUCUUCACCGUCCGCCAUGCCACUGUCACCUUCCAGACGGAAGGGGACACAUGGAGGGAACAGAAAGAGCAGAAAGCCGCCCUAAUGGUGGGCAUCCUCAUUGGCGUGUUUGUGCUCUGCUGGAUCCCCUUCUUUACCACGGAACUCAUCAGCCCCCUCUUCUCUUGCGACAUCCCCGCCAUCUGGAAGAGCAUCUUCCUCUGGCUUGGCUACUCCAACUCCUUCUUCAACCCCCUGAUCUAUACAGCUUUCAACAAGAACUACAACAGCGCCUUCAAGAACUUCUUUUCUAGGCAACACUGAGCACAAGGCCCGGGAUAAGAAGGAGUUAUUCCUAUAACUCAGUGGAGUUUCCAAUUUAAUCUGUUCCCCAUCCCCACCCAGCAGCCACGUGGGAGAGACAAACCCUUAAAGUUAUCCAGGGUCUUCUGCAGAACUAACUAGCCUCACUCCUAGGUAGGAAUGUGAGUCCACAGGCAGUUUUGGUGACCUCAUUUAUCUACUAUUCCUCACUCUGCACCUAACAGCCACGGAUUUUGCCUACAUAGUGCCCUUUCCUCUCCAAAAUGCACUCUAACACGGUUAUCAUCCUUGUCCCAGAGAAGUCAACAGGCAGAUGAGAGAGAGGAGAAGACCAACAUGGGCAGGUUGAGAAUGGAUAGAAAAGAAUGAAUAGGAACUCAUAAAGGAUCAUCCAGGGGUAGGAAACCAUCAUUCCAGGUUUCCUGGGAUAAUCCCUGUUUAAAAUAUUCCAUUCUUUGGUCCUGGUAAGUACACCCUAAUAGUAUUUGGCCACAAAAUAUUGUCUCCAAACAUAUUAAAGUACGUAGCCACAUCUGCAACAUCAGUGAAUAUUGGCUUUCUGGUUUUAUUUAUGGCAAACACACACACGGAACUAUAGAGGAGGCAAAUGUUCCCAUUGGCUGGUUGAUUCUCAAAUGCAACCCAUCAGCUUGGAAACAGGAACUAAAAGUCAAAUCAAAUAACUCCUUCCUUUUUUUUUUUUUUUUUUGUGAGGAAGCUUGGCCGUGAGCUACCAUCCAUUGCCAAUCUUCCUCUUUUUGCUGAGGAAGAGUGGCCCUGAGCUAACAUCUGUGCCCAUCUUCCUCUAUUUUUGCAUAUGGGAUGCCGCCAGAGCAUGGCUUGAUGAGUGGUGCGGCGGUCCGUGCCCGGAUCCGAACCUGUGGACCCCAGGCCACUGAAGCAGAGCACGAGAACUUAACUGUUAUGCCACUGGGCUGGCCCCCCUCCUUCCAUUUUGAAGCAACUGUUCACAAACGAUAGAAAAAUUUACUAGUUUUGUGGAAUCUGUCCAACUUGCUUAUUUGCUGUGAGUUUCAUUUGUAUGGAAUUUAUUCAAAUAUUGUUGGACAAGGACCUUUAUCCUUGAAUCAUGAAAUUGGAGUAAAACAAUUGUCAUGAAGUUGGUGACUUCUUAAAUAUAGUUUCAUAACCAAGGACUAUGAAGGCACAUUCACCGAACACAUGCACUUUUAGGAGAUCGUUGACUAAUUUGCUAAUUGCUAUUUUUUUAUUGGUAUGUGAAUGCCUGCUAUUAAGCCAACACUGGUAACUAAUGAGAAAGGCAGAAAUAUGGUCAAAUGUGACCUCGUCCUCUACAAAUGUAUACCCCUAUAUAAUUGCUGAGGAAAGACAAUUAAGUGAUGGUGCAACCUUUAAACAAUCAUAUAAAACCCAGGCCAUUAUACAAACUUUAGAAAGAUCUUGGGCAAUAUAACUGCCUGUGGUCGGCUAUGUCCCUGACUCUCUGAGUGCACGAAUUAAAAAAUUAUGUAUUAUAAUAAUCUUUGAAUUGUUAUAAUACACAAAAAAAUCUGUAUUAUAUUGUAUACAAUAAAUUGUAUCAAU